Molecule: messenger RNA, 2554 nt
Organism: Ochotona princeps (American pika)
Lineage: Eukaryota; Metazoa; Chordata; Mammalia; Lagomorpha; Ochotonidae
Gene: ALDH16A1
Product: aldehyde dehydrogenase 16 family member A1
Exons: 17
Coding region: 43-2451 (802 amino acids)
Molecular function (GO): oxidoreductase activity, acting on the aldehyde or oxo group of donors, NAD or NADP as acceptor
Source: RefSeq, a predicted model, not a curated record
GACCUCGAGCCACCGUCCUCCGCCGAGCGGUCUGCGCGGGCGAUGGCCGCGACCCGCGUCGAUUCCCGCGCCUGGGAGAUCUUCACCACGAUGGAGUACGGACCGGCGCCGGAGAGCCACGCAUGCGCACUGGCCUGGCUGGACACCCAGGAGCGGCGCUUGGGCCACUACGUGAAUGGGAAGUGGUUAAAACCAGAGCACAGGAGUGCCGUGCCCUGCCAGGAUCCAGUCACAGGAGAGAACUUGGCCAGCUGCCUGCAGGCACAAGCCGAGGAUGUGUCUGCAGCCGUGGAGGCGGCCAGGACCUCGCUUGAAAGCUGGAGCAGAAUUCCUGGAGCCAAGCGGGCCCAGCACCUGACCAGAAUGGCCAAGAUGCUGCAGAAGCACGAGCGGCUGCUGUGGACCCUGGAAUCCCUGGUAACUGGCCGGGCAGUUCGAGAGAUUCGAGAUGGGGAUGUCCCACUGGCCCAGCAGCUGCUCCAGUACCAUGCAGUCCAGGCAUACACCCAGGAGGAGGCGCUGGCAGGCUGGGAGCCCAUGGGAGUCAUCGGCCUCAUCCUGCCACGUACUUUCUCCUUCCUCGAAAUGAUGUGGAGGAUUUGCCCUGCCCUGGCUAUGGGCUGCACCGUGGUGGCCCUUGUGCCCCCUGCCUGCCCCACUGCCCUGCUCCUGGCCCAGAUGGCCGGGGAGCUGGGCUCCUUCCCAGGCAUCCUCAACGUGCUCAGUGGCCCUGCCAGCCUGGGGCCUGUGCUGGCCGCACAGCCUGGAGUCCAAAAGGUGGCCUUCUGCGGCACUGUGGAGGAAGGACGUGCCCUUCGGCGUACGCUGGCGGGCCAGGGGGUUGAGCUGGGCCUGGCGCUGGGCACUGAGUCACUGCUGCUGCUACUGGACUCGGGGGACGUGGACUCGGCCGUGGAGGGUGUUGUGGACGCGGUCUGGUCCGACCGCAGCCAGGGCGGCCUCAGAUUCCUCAUCCAGGAGUCCAUAUGGAAUGAAUCCCUGAAGCGGCUCCAGGCACGGAUGGGGCGGCUGCGGGGCGGCCGGGGCCUGGACAGUGCUGUGGACAUGGGGGCCCGGGGAGCUGCCGCACGGGAGCUCGCCCAGCGCUAUGUGGGUGAGGCCCAGAGCCAGGGUGCACAGGUGUUCCAGGCUGGCGAUGUGCCCUCAGACAGCCCAUUCUAUCCCCCAACGUUGGUUUGGGGCCUUCCUCCAGCUGCCCCAUGUAUCCAGGCCGAGGUUCCCUGGCCUCUGGUCGUGGCCUCCCCUUUCCGCACAGCGAAAGAGGCACUGGCCCUGGCAAACGCGACGCCCCGAGGAGGCAGCGGCAGUGUGUGGAGCGAGAGGCUGGGGCAGGCGCUGGAGCUGGGCCACGGGCUCCACCUGGGCACCGUCUGGAUCAACAGCCACGGCCUCAGGGACCCUGGGGUGCCAACAGGCGGCUGCAAGGAGAGUGGGUCUUCUAGGCACGGGGGCCUGGACGGUCUGUAUGAGUAUCUGCGGCCCUUGGGGACCCCGGCCCGGCUGCCUGCGCUAUCUGAGAACCCAAACUACGACACCUUCGGCCUUGCCGUGCCCCCAACCCUACCAGCUGGGCCAGAAACGGGGCCCAGCCCUGCACCCCCCUAUGGGCUCUUCGUUGGGGGCCGUUUCCAGGCUCCGGGGUCACGGAGCUCCAGGGCCAUCCAGGAUUCACAGGGCAAGCUCCAUGGUUAUGUGGCUGAGGGCGGAGCCAAGGACGUCCGCAGUGCUGUGGAGGCCGCACACCAGGCUGCCCCUGGCUGGACAGGCCGGUCACCAGGGGUCCGGGCAGCCCUGUUAUGGUCCCUGGCAGCCGCCGUGGAGCGCCGGGGACCCAGCCUGACCACAAGGCUGGAGAGGCAGGGAGUGGAGCCCAAGGCCGCCAAAGCCGAGGUGGAGCUGAGUGUGCAGCGACUGCGGACUUGGGGAGCCCGGGCCCAGGUUCAAGGUGACACCAUGCAGGUACCUGUACUUAGAGGCCCAGUGCUACGGCUGCGGGAGCCCCACGGCGUGCUGGCUGUCGUGUGCCCGGACGAGUGGCCCCUGCUUGCCUUCGUGUCCUUGCUGGCCCCAGCCCUGGCACACGGCAAUGCUGUGGUCUUGGUGCCCAGCAUGGCCUGUCCCCUGUUGGCCCUGGAGCUCUGCCAGGAGAUGGCCUCCCUGCUCCCCGCGGGCCUCGUGAACGUGGUGACAGGAGACCAGGACCACCUGACCCGCUGCCUGGCCUUGCACCAGGACGUCCAGGCCCUGUGGUAUUUCGGAUCUGCCCAGGGCUCUCGGUUUGUGGAGUGGGCCUCCGCAGGAAACCUCAAGCCCGUGUGGGUGAACAGGGGCAGCCCGCGCGCCUGGGAUCAGGAGGCCCAGGGGGCAGGCCCGGAGCUGGGGCUGCGGGCGGCCCGGACCAAGGCCCUGUGGCUGCCCAUGGGGGACUGAGCGCUCCAUCUUGGACCAAGGAGAGAUGAACGCCAACGCACAGAUGCCUGGAACUUUCCCGAUGUGACUCCCACGACUUGUAAUAAAUCUCUGCCCAACUUUG